UAAAACCCUAGCUAGUGGUCUUAAGUAUAUAUUCAUAUUUAUGCUGGUUUCAUAACAUGCUUUCUCGACCCAAGCACAUAUACUCUGAGAUCUUGGUCAAGUGUAGGGUUCAGCAACGAACAUGACUUUCAAGCGAAGGAAUGGUGGAAGAAACAAACAUGGUCGCGGCCAUGUGAAAUUUAUCCGCUGUUCCAACUGUGGUAAAUGUUGCCCUAAGGACAAGGCCAUCAAGAGAUUUUUGGUGAGGAACAUUGUCGAACAAGCGGCUGUCAGGGAUGUUCAGGAAGCCUGUGUAUACGAUGGUUACACUCUUCCCAAGCUCUACGCCAAGAUGCAGUACUGUGUCUCCUGUGCAAUUCACUCUCACGUUGUGAGAGUUCGUUCCAGGGAAAACAGGAGGGUCCGUGAGCCCCCACAGCGUUUCAGACGCCGGGAGGACACUGCUAGGCCCGGUGGUGCACCAGGCCAGGCUGGACAACGCCCAGCAGGAGGAGCCCCAGCAGCUGCUCGCAGUUGAACAAAGUAACAUGCAUUGUUCUUUUUCCUUGAGCAUCUUCAAGUUCGAGGCUUUAGUUAUUGGAUGUUACCUUAAAAGUCUUUUUUGGUUUCCUUUUUAUUGAAAGCUUCUUUUUUGGUUUCCUAAUUCAGUUCGCUAUGAGACUUCAGUGUAUUAGUGUCUUGUGGAUUUUUGCUAGCGUUCUUGUUAUUGGUUAAUGAAUUUAAAUUACAAUUUACAAGUUAAUUCAAGAAAUUUUCCGUGCCAA
Messenger RNA from Cannabis sativa, 764 nucleotides. RefSeq names its product small ribosomal subunit protein eS26x. Gene Ontology annotation, cellular component: cytosolic small ribosomal subunit; ribosome. Gene Ontology annotation, molecular function: mRNA binding; structural constituent of ribosome. Lineage: Eukaryota; Viridiplantae; Streptophyta; Magnoliopsida; Rosales; Cannabaceae. Bases 122 to 517 code for a protein of 131 amino acids. Gene Ontology annotation, biological process: translation. The record is from RefSeq and is a predicted model, not a curated record. The transcript has 5 exons.